UUGUUGUGUGUUACCUUUAAGUUCGGUCGGGCAAUCCGAUUCAUGACUGAGCUAUAGUUGCUCAUGUUUUAGUCAUUCUUUGAUUCAUGCUUUUUAAGUUACAUUAAUAAAGUCGGCAGGGUUUUAUGAACCAAUUACUUUACUGUAGUACCUAUGUGAUGUGAAGUGGUCGUAAACAUGUCUAACUGUGUUAAUUAUCAGGCACAAAUAGCUUCUAUCAUGGACAUACUAAGUAAGGCAGCCGUGGCAGAAAUAAGUAAAGUUGUUGAUGACGGAUUUGUCUUACUGCGCUUGGAAAUGUGUCGAAAAGAGAGCGAGAUCGAAUCGCUGAAGAUGAAAGUACAAUCCCUGGAAAGCGAUCUGAGGACAGCAGGAAGACUCGGAGAGAAGGCGCCUGUUUACAGUCGCUCCGUACGUCUUGGGACAAAAUUGAGAAGAGCCGGGGAAAAAGUAGGUGCUGAUUAUGGAGAGAAACCUCCCUUUGAUCGGAAGCUGUUUGUAAACGACUGUGACCCACAUCCCACACCUGCAGCGGAGGUACAGGUAACGCACCCCACACCUGUAGACGAUGGGAAGAAACCGGACACAGAGCCCACACCUGCAGGAGAACCGAAGGAACUAGAAAGAGUCUUUGGGCAGGAGUGGAGCUUCAGUCUGAGGAGAGAUGGAGAACCUGCAGGUGUGGAACAGGUAGACUCACCUUUACAGUCUGGAUUCACACAGAACCAGUCUGCACACAUGGAGAAGGUCAGGCCUGAACCAAUUCUUAUCAAGCAGGAGAGCCUGGAAGAGGACUUGUGUUACAGAGACCCACAGCCCACACCUACAACAGAGGAACAGGUAACACAGCCCACACCUGUAGAAGAUGGGAAGAAACUGGAUACAGAGCCCACACCUGCAGGAGACCCAGAGGAGCUGAGUGAGCAGCACAGGUGUGAACACGGUGAUGAGGAGCUCAGUGGAUUGGAGUUUGUGGUGAAGGCAGAGCAAGAGGAAGAGCAUGUAGCCCAGAGACUCAAUCAGACAGGAUGUGAACACAGUGCAGGAAGACUCAACAAUCUGGACUCUGAGUAUGUAAUGUAUGAGAGAGACAGUCAGCUGUGGACUUCCUUUACACAAGAUGACAGUGACAUAGAGACCGAUGAUCCUGUUUGUUCUAAACCUACAGAACAGUGCUCACAGAGUCAGUCAAUUCACACACAGCUCCAACAUACUCAUACCAUCAUGGACGUCCCUGGAAGCACACUGUCCUCUUUUGGGCCUUCAUAUGUUGAGGAGUUUGAUAAGAUGAGCGAGAAGCCGUCUGUUUGCAGCGAGGAGCUCAGAUCAGAGGCCAUUCACACACAGCAGGGUCAGUACAGAGAGAGACUUGUGCACACAGUGGAGAGAGAGAAUCAGACAUUACUGCCCCAGCAGCAGCAGCAGCAACAUGGACCCUCAGUAAAACACAUGAGAGGCAGCGAGAGCCCAGCCCAGCCACACUCAGGCUCCCAGUAUGAGACCGGCUCUUCUCUGAGCGCCUGCGCUUUCAACGCCAGGAGAAACGUGCCUUUAAGAAGGAGUGGCAUCGGAGAGAAGCGGUUCAUCUGCUCAUUCUGUGCAAAAAGAUUUGAUAGAUUAAGCCACUUGGAAAGACAUCGGCGAAUUCACACAGGCGAGAAACCCUUCAGCUGUCUCACCUGCGGGAAGAGCUUCUCACAGAAAAGCAGCCUUCAAGGGCACCAGCGGGUACACACAGGUGAGAAACCGUACGGCUGUUCUUCCUGUGGAAAGACUUUUUCCUGCUCGUCUAACCGCAAUGCCCACCAGUGUGACACGUUCGGCAGAGAGUAUAUCUGUUUCAUUUGUGGGAAGACCUGCUCCGAUUUAAAGACGUUCAACGUGCAUCAGAAACUUCACACAGAGAAAAUAUUUUUCUGUACUUAAUGUGGAAGAUUUGAUAUCAUACCUCAAAACUGCCUUCUUUGUGCUUACAGUGCAUGUAAUGUGCAUUUGGGGCGACAUAGCUCAGGAGGUAAGAGCGGUUGUCUGGCAGUCGGAGGGUUGCCGGUUUGAUCCCCGCACUGGGAGUGUUGAAGUGUCCCUGAGCAAGACACCUAACCCCUAACUGCUCUGGUGAAUGAGAGGUAUCAAUUGUAAAGCGCUUUGGAUAAAAGCGCUAUAUAAAUGCAGUCCAUUUACCAUUUGGAUUAAUGAAUGAAUGAAUGAAACAUUGCAUUUAUACAGCACUGUUCCAGACGCUCAAAGUGCUUUCUAGUGAUCAGAGGGAAACUCACCUCGACAAGCAUCAGAACGCUCACCACACAUCAGGUGGAGAGGGAGAGAACAAUUUCUGACCAAUUUGGGCGUGUAUAUAACAUGUGUUGUAAGCCUUUGCUACCUCUUUUAAUAAAGCCAUCUUAGAGUGUAGAUGUAUUGGUAAAUUUCCGCUUAUGACUCCAAAGUUAGCGUAUGACCUAAUAAUUUAGUAGAACAUCCUGAGAAAAUGUUUAACUUGUAGUGUGUUGAAGUUAGUUUUUUCUCCUUGUAGCAAUUGCAUUCUUUAUCUAAAAUGGUAACUGAUAAUUUAAAGUGCGGUGUGUGUUGAUACACUUUUUAUAUGACGCUGUUGAUAUGUUUAUACAUAUUUUUGUCAUUAAAAACAAUGAAAAAAAUUCUCAUAA
Anguilla anguilla (European eel) is the source of this 2663-nucleotide messenger RNA. Its product is annotated as zinc finger protein 484-like. Gene Ontology annotation, biological process: regulation of transcription by RNA polymerase II. NCBI's taxonomy places the organism in Eukaryota, Metazoa, Chordata, Actinopteri, Anguilliformes, Anguillidae. The transcript is spliced from 4 exons. The record is from RefSeq and is a predicted model, not a curated record. Gene Ontology annotation, molecular function: RNA polymerase II cis-regulatory region sequence-specific DNA binding; DNA-binding transcription factor activity, RNA polymerase II-specific. The coding region runs from base 178 to 1926 and encodes 582 amino acids.